UUCCUUCCACCAACACAUUUCGCUUUGCAUAACAGUUGUUCCAAUUUGUUUAGAAUAAAUCAAUUAAAAUGUCCAAGGCGGCGGGUAAACUGAAGUCCCUAAAGAAGACAGUGGAUCGUGUGACACACACGAGCAAACUGAAGACGAAUAUACCCGCGGGAAUGGCCGCUGCUGGACCUCCGCUGGGACCGAUGUUGGGACAGAGAGCUAUUAACAUAGCCGCCUUUUGCAAGGACUUCAAUGCCAAGACCGGCGAAAUGAAGGAGGGCGUGCCAUUGCCUUGCCGGAUUUCCGUGAACAGCGAUCGCAGCUACGAAUUGGUAAUCCACCAUCCGCCGGCCACUUUUUUUCUGAAACAGGCGGCGGGAAUUCAAAGGGGCACCAUGACUCCUGGCAAGGAAGUCGCUGGGAUGAUCACGCUCAAGCAUUUGUACGAAAUUGCAGCGAUCAAGAUUCAGGAUCCGCCCAACGCCCUACUCACCAUGCAGCAAAUGUGUGAGAUGCUCAUCAGCAUUGCCCGGACCUGUGGCAUCAAGGUGGUCAAGGAAAUAGAUCCAGCGUCCUAUGGCGAGUUCCUGGAGGAGCGCAAAACUAUUGUGGAACAGCAAAGACGGGAAUUGCAGGAGAAGCGAGAGGCCAAGAUGUUGCGAACGGGCUAAGUUUGAUAAUUAGCACUUUGUCUUUAAUUGUUAAAAAUACAUUUAUAUCUAAAACGAA
Drosophila elegans is the source of this 717-nucleotide messenger RNA. RefSeq names its product 39S ribosomal protein L11, mitochondrial (gene mRpL11). Gene Ontology annotation, biological process: translation. Lineage: Eukaryota; Metazoa; Arthropoda; Insecta; Diptera; Drosophilidae. The record is from RefSeq and is a predicted model, not a curated record. Bases 69 to 659 code for a protein of 196 amino acids. Gene Ontology annotation, cellular component: ribosome; mitochondrial large ribosomal subunit. The transcript is spliced from 3 exons. Gene Ontology annotation, molecular function: large ribosomal subunit rRNA binding; structural constituent of ribosome.